Molecule: messenger RNA, 1074 nt
Organism: Pediculus humanus corporis (human body louse)
Lineage: Eukaryota; Metazoa; Arthropoda; Insecta; Psocodea; Pediculidae
Product: carboxypeptidase M precursor, putative
Exons: 7
Coding region: 1-1074 (357 amino acids)
Biological process (GO): proteolysis
Cellular component (GO): cell surface
Molecular function (GO): zinc ion binding; metallocarboxypeptidase activity
Source: RefSeq, a predicted model, not a curated record
AUGAUAAAAAAUGUACCCAAUUUAACACCCAGGUAUCAUACCUAUAACGAAAUGACUCAAUUUUUAAACGAAAUAUCACAAAAUUAUUCGGAUUUUGUUAAUUUAUAUACGAUCGGACAAUCCGUCGAACAAAGAGAAUUGUGGGUGCUUAGAAUACGGGCACCAGGAUCUCCCGUUAUUGGUGUACCACAUGUCAAACUUGUUGGUAACAUACACGGUAACGAACCUGUCGGUCGAGAACUCAUUCUUUAUUUGGCCGAAUAUCUUCUCAAAAACUACAACACGAAUCCAGAAAUAAAAUGGAUUUUGGAUAGAACUAUAAUACAUUUAUUACCAAGCAUGAAUCCCGAUGGAUUCGAACGUUCAAAAGAGGGAGAUUGUUACUACGGACCGGGAAGGGAAAAUAAAAAUUUUGUGGAUUUGAACAGGAGUUUUCCCGAUCAAUACAUUGAAAAUUUAAUACCACCACAACCGGAAACACUUGCCAUUGCCAAUUGGCUUGCUCAAGUGCCUUUUGUAUUGUCAGUAAGUUUUCACGGUGGUGCACUCGUUGCCAAUUAUCCAUACGACAGCAAUCCGGGAAAUGAUCAGGAUUUAUUGGCACCACAUCCGUCACCAUCGCCUGACGAUGAUGUUUUCAGGUAUUUAGCAUCGACUUAUUCGAACAAUCAUUUGACGAUGCAUCAGGGAAGGACUUGCAAUAACAAUCAACCCCAUUUUCCGGGGGGCAUAACAAACGGUGCUGCCUGGUAUUCAUUUCACGGUGGAAUGCAAGAUUUUAAUUACAUAGCACACGGUUGCAUGGAACUCACUCUAGAAAUUUCCUGUUGUAAAUAUCCAAUGGCGAUACAUUUACCAAGAUUAUGGAACGAAAACAGAAGGGCCAUGUUGGAAUUUAUAAAACAAGCACAAACGGGAGUUCGAGGGAUCGUUGUUGAUAAAAUGACUUCCGCUUACAUUCCAGAAGCUGUUUUAUACGUUUCCGGUCGUCACAUACCUUUCACAUCGUCUAAAAAUGGAGAAUUUUGGAGAGUUUUGCUUCCGGGAUAUUAUAUAUUGACGGUGAGUCGUUGA